AUGGAUAUCAAGCAGCACGCACGGGCCGCUCUCAGCAGCCGCAAGACGGACGGCAAGGGCCUGCGCGUGGCCAUUGUGCACACGCAGUGGAACGCAGAGAUCGUGAACUCGCUCGUGCUGGCCGCGCAGACGGAGCUCCGGAGCGCUGGCGUAGCUUUGGACGACGUGGUCAUCGUCGCGGUCUCGGGCGCUUACGAGCUCCCGUAUGCCGCGAAUCGCCUCAUUCUGUCGCAGAAACUGGACGCCGUGAUCUGCAUUGGCUGUCUCAUAAAAGGGGACACGAUGCACUUUGAGUACAUCUGUGACGCCGUGGCGCAGGGCAUCAUGCGCGUGCAGCUGGACACGAACGUGCCCGUGCUCUUUGGUGUCUUGACGGUGCUCAAUGAAGAGCAGGCGAGAGACCGCGCGGGACUCUCGGACAAGGGCCAUAACCACGGGACUGAGUGGGCACAGACAGCUGUUGAGAUGGCGCGUCUGCGCGAAGCCACGCUCAAGAGCGGCUGUCCGAUGCGCGCUCCCGAACAUUUGCCGUACGACAGCUUAAGCAACUGUCCGUUCUUUUCAGUCUCGACGUGGCUGCACGUCGCUACUCUUGGUGCAAUUGGAGUUGUCAUUGCUCUCGUCUCGAAGAAGCUCACGUAA
Molecule: messenger RNA, 642 nt
Organism: Peronospora matthiolae
Lineage: Eukaryota; Oomycota; Peronosporomycetes; Peronosporales; Peronosporaceae
Source: the annotation of a GenBank genome assembly